Zasmidium cellare ATCC 36951 is the source of this 2715-nucleotide messenger RNA. RefSeq lists its product as uncharacterized. The transcript has a single exon. Lineage: Eukaryota; Fungi; Ascomycota; Dothideomycetes; Mycosphaerellales; Mycosphaerellaceae. The record is from RefSeq and is a predicted model, not a curated record. The coding region runs from base 1 to 2715 and encodes 904 amino acids.
AUGGGAGCUGCCUACACAUACGAUCGAUUCUCCGACCCGCAACGACAAAUUCGACUUCUGCACCUUCACUGCAGCGACGAUAGGAACUCGUCCUUGACCGGUCAAAUUGAAAUUUACAAUGUGCCCACGGAUGGCACAGUCAUGGAGCCUCGUUUUGAGGCACUUUCGUACACUUGGGGCAGCGCUACGGCUAACAAGCAAGUGUUCGUAAAUGAUGAGACUCUGAUGAUCACGGACAGUUUGGAGUCUUUCCUUCGCGUCCGUCGUCAGCCGCAGCAAGAGUUGGUCUUCUGGGUGGACGCUAUCUGCAUCAAUCAGCAAGACGUCGAGGAGAAAAGCCAGCAGAUCCCGCUGAUGGGAUUCAUCUACACCCUGGCGUGCAAAGUCACAAUAUGGCUGGGUCCGAGAUCCGACGACAGCGACUUUGGCAUGCAAUGGCUCAACGAACUUGGCGAGGACUCGCCGUACGCGAAGAUGCCAUUGCUCUCAAGCAAAUCUCUGCGAGCUGUUCAGAACAUCCUCCUCCGACCGUGGUGGACCCGGAUGUGGAUCGUUCAAGAGAUUGUGUCCGGUGGCUUCCAUUUCAAGAUGCACCACAUGCACCUCAUGUGUGGUGAUCGAGCUGUUUCCUGGAUGAACCUCGUCAUCGCCGCGGCUCGCAUGCGAGCGUAUCAAGACGACCAGCGGCAGUUCUUCCCAAACAUUGAUCGUAUCUUGGAGCUCGAUGCAUUGCGGGACAGUCCGCUCGGCCUUCGUCUUGCGGGUCCCUACCGUGUCUACGUCGAGCGGUCUCUGUAUUCGCCCGUGCCCAUGCUCGCUCGCUGCCGGCGAUACGACGCCACAGAUCCACGAGACAAGGUCUACGCUAUCUAUAAUCUCAUCUCUGAGAGCAUACCGGGUCUCGACCGGCCAGAUUACAGAGCCUCCGUAGAAGAAGUCUACACAAACCUCGCCAUUAGUCGAUAUGAGCAAGACGACGUUAAGCUCUUGACAUACUGUGGACCAUCAUCGCUUGAUGCUCCGUCGUGGGUCCCCGACUGGUCGUUGAAGCCGCGCUGCCGGCCACUGCCUACUGGGACUGGUUUGUACUCCGACGUCCCUUGGUGGUGUGAGCCUCCAGAUGACAGUGCACCCCAGACUGAAGAAUAUGGCCCAUAUAGGGACGCACUGGGAGAAACCCGGUCGAGGAGAAUUGUCCAAGGCUACAUUUUUCGUGGCUACCAUUUCCAUGGCUACAAUGCGUUCGGGGAGCAGAUGGCUUUCGAGAAGGCACUCAGAGUCGAGCGAUUAGAGCUCGCAGUGAACGAGACUAAGCUCAUGAAGGCAUUUGAAGCACUCUCGCCAUCAGCAGACGCCUCGAAGGGGCCAAGGCCGGGCGAGCUUGCUGAGUUGGACACAAUCGUGUCAGCAAUGGUCCGCGAGGUGUAUGCACGUGCAAGUAAGUCUACCCUGAGUCCGCAAGAUCAGCCGGGCCCUCUCAAAGAGGGCGAGCUCGUGACUGAGCGUCAACAAAAGACCAAGUUGUUGAGGAGCCUGGAAUACUCUUCUCCGCCGUAUGCAGCAGGGGGAGAUGUAUCAUUCAAGGUUAUUGUCGACAGCGCAACGGGUGAAGCAAACGUUUCGGGUGUACUCUGGGACACUAUAGAUACAGUCCACAGCGAGCCUUUCCCGGAUGAUAUUGAAGGGACUUGGCAGAAUGCGACCCUGUUCAUGGUUGCUGUUGGCCUGUGUAAGGCCCUCGCGACAAAUCACCAGGCUGCGAGGGAGCGAUACCCUGACAUUCGAUCGAGGAUGAUGGCAUUUUGGUCCACGUUGCUCGCGGGGCAGAUACUGCUGAUUGACCAGUCGCAUGUGAUUUGCGCGGGCGGAGAGAAGAUGGACUACAUGAACUGGCUGCCUGAGAUUGACAAGACGUGGUCAGAGCGAGCUCCACCCUUGACUCCAAUGACUAGCGGUCUUAUACACUUGCAACAAGUGGUCAACGACAAUCGAGAGGCCGCUGCACUGUUGGACUUGAAGACCUUCGUUCAGCACGACUGGCUGCAUGGCACAGAGAACGAAGACCGAAAAAGAGACGACGAUGAAUCUCACGUUAACGAAGACGUCCAGAACUUGUUGUUCGGCGACUGGUCCCAAGAAGAGGGCGCAAGCUACGAAAAGGAGCUCAGUCGACUGGGUUCUCUUUGGCGCCAGCAGCCGUACGAUCUCUACCACCGACCCUUCAGUCUACUCAACGUUGUCCCCGAUCCAUUCUGGGAAGAUCGAAAGGAGCGAGACGAGCUAGCCAAGCGAAAGACUUUCGAGCACAAACCACUGCCUAUGACAUCGCCGGGACCAGGAAUACAACCAGGCUCUCCAGAGUACGGCGAAUACGAAAAGAUCGCCCAGCGCAUUCAGGAGAGUGCGAAGAGAAAGAUCAGCCUCGAUCCACCUGGAACGCUGGACAUUGGUAUAGAACAGUAUGCACUUGGACGAAGGUUUUUCAUUACGGAGAAAGGGUACUUUGGCCUGGGCCCUGAGACUGUCCGCCCUGGAGACCGAAUCGCUGUAUUCUUUGGGCUCUCUGUACCGCUGGUUCUCAGAGACCACGAGGAGUCUGGCUUUCCAAGCAAGACGGUGUUGGGCGAGACGUAUGUCCAUGGUGUUAUGGACGGCGAGGUGUUGCAGCAGUGGCGGGACGGAUGCGUCGAGCAUGAGAACGUGCUCCUGCGAUGA